Rhopilema esculentum is the source of this 2066-nucleotide messenger RNA. Its product is annotated as thiosulfate sulfurtransferase. NCBI's taxonomy places the organism in Eukaryota, Metazoa, Cnidaria, Scyphozoa, Rhizostomeae, Rhizostomatidae. Gene Ontology annotation, cellular component: mitochondrion. Gene Ontology annotation, molecular function: thiosulfate-cyanide sulfurtransferase activity. The record is from RefSeq and is a predicted model, not a curated record.
UGAUACUUUGUGGUUAGCCUACUUAAAUAAGAGCAGUAUCUAGUGAGCUGGGUCUGUUCCGGUCUCCAAGUUCUAAAAGUUUUAACACUUCAUUAAUCGGCUCUUUCUCUACGUGGUGGGGAUUUCGUAGUUCCAGGAAUUCAUCUACAAUGGCAGGCAAAGACCAAGCCCUUGUCAGUGCGCGAUGGCUGAAGGAACGAAUGGGCGAACCCAGCUUCAAGCAGAAUUUUAGAGUCCUUGAUGCAACAUGGCAUUUGGCAAUGUUUAAAAGAGACUUCAUAAAGGAACACAGAGAGAAGCGGAUUCCUGGAGCAAAGUUUUUCGACCUUGCAGAGUGUAGAGACAAAAACACUGACCUUCUUAUGAUGCUCCCAAAACCUGAAGAAUUUGCAAAGUAUAUACAAAAACUAGCUGGGAUCGAGAACCAUCACCAUGUGGUGCUAUAUGACAAUCAUGACAAUUUUGUGGUCUUCUCAGCUGCAAGAGCCUGGUGGAUGUUCCACGUCUUUGGCCAUGCUAAGGUUUCUGUGUUAGAAGGUGGUUUGCCAUCUUGGAUAAAGGAAGGGUACGAGAUUGCUUCAGGGGAUUAUAAUAAAGAAGAAGAGUAUCCAGCUGCGACCUCUGAAUACAAGCCAAGGUACAGAGAAGAACUGGUAAAAGAUUUCGAUUUUGUCAAAAAUAAUAUAACGUCACGUCAGUAUCAAGUAAUGGAUGGAAGACCCAAGCCCCGUUUUCUUGGAAGUGAAGAGGGCCCUGACCCAAAUAUUCCAAGUGGGCACUUCCCGAAUGAAGUCAACGUCAUGGCGAUGCAAUUCUUUGAUAGAGGGAACAGGAAAAUCAAAAGCCCAGAAGAGAUAAGGUCCUUGAUGAAGAAACUUGGUAUCGAUUUAGACUGUCCAACAAUGUCUUUAGACGGAGGCUCGGGUGUGGCUGCCUCGUUGUUGGCGUUUAUCGCGUUUUUAGGUGGCAAUGGUCAUGAGACGGCGCUUUACGAUGCAGGUUGGAGUGAGUGGGUUGCGAAGGCACCAGAACUUAUCUUAACAGAAAAGUAACUUUGAAAGAUAUCUCCUCUUGCGAACAUGCACACUUAUCGUUGCACAAUGUUUUCAAGCCGUAUAUUCGAAUUUCUACCGCACUUAAGAAAUAUAGAUUGAUAAAUCUUUACUAAAUUAUAUUUUUGAGAAAAGCAACUAUAAUAUCUUGAAAGGUCGUAACUGCAGGGAAAAUGUCAGUGAUUUUCUGUACACCCUUUGCAGAAUGUUUACCUGAAAAUAUUUGGCAUUGUACACUCUUUUUUUAUAAGAUCCAGUAAAUUUAAGUUCGGACUGACUGUUCUUUAUUUUUUCGAAAAUCUGAGGCUGGAUUGUUCUUAAUUUGUUCUUAAUCUAAUAGGGUGUCAGCAGUGCGAGUGCUAGCUUUUUCGCUCUAGGGUGACGUACAUGCCUCAUUUGCCAACAAAGUGAGUGAGAAAGUCUUAACCAUUGGCAGGGGCGGGUGUAUAACAUUCCUUACCUCUCACACAAUAUUUGCCCCUACCAUUUCUAUUACCUCACAUACCCUCUCAAAAAAUCUUCUCCACAUACGAAAUGUUUGUUAAAACAGAAGCAGCUCAUGGAUCAAACUGCUUUUAAGAAGUGUUUUUUAUUUCUAUCGAAUUGAACACAGCAUUUCUCCAGAAUUACCGCCCUCAAGAUAUGUUAAAUAAUGUCUUAAAAGUCUGUGGCUUCACAGAAUACUUCAUUACCGCUAAUAAAUGCAUUUCAAGUGAAAAAUUGGUGUGUUGGGUUUUGGGGUCUGUUUUCUGCGGCGGGUUUUUCAAUACAGCUUGGUUUGCCACACCCUCAGUUUAUUUGACCGUAAAGGAGAAAUUAUGUAACGCGCUAGUGAUGCAGACAGUCUUCCACUAAAAGGAACAUAUGUAGGAUAAAGGUUACUUUUCUUUGUAGAACGGUGUCCGUUUUUUUACAAUUGUCCGUUAUUACCAUUUGUCAGUAGCUUGUAAGUGUCUGUUACAACAAGUGUCAUCAUUGUUUAUUAACUCGUCGUGUCAGUAAUGCUUAGAAAGC